Rhinopithecus roxellana (golden snub-nosed monkey) is the source of this 1226-nucleotide messenger RNA. It is a transcript of the gene AKR1A1, whose product is annotated as aldo-keto reductase family 1 member A1. Gene Ontology annotation, biological process: aldehyde catabolic process. The transcript is spliced from 10 exons. Lineage: Eukaryota; Metazoa; Chordata; Mammalia; Primates; Cercopithecidae. Gene Ontology annotation, molecular function: aldose reductase (NADPH) activity. Bases 156 to 1133 code for a protein of 325 amino acids. The record is from RefSeq and is a predicted model, not a curated record. Gene Ontology annotation, cellular component: cytosol.
CCAAGUUCCGGCCAGGUCGACCUCGAGGAUCCAGAGGUGGAGACGGUACUACCUCCCAGCUCUGGUUUCCAUCCCCUUCAGGUCCUUCCUUGGGUGCAGAACUGAGCCCAGGCCACACUACUGUGUUCACGCUCUGUGCUUGUGCCAAGGGGGCAAUGGCGGCUUCCUGUGUUCUCCUGCACACUGGGCAGAAGAUGCCUCUGAUUGGUCUGGGUACCUGGAAGAGUGAGCCUGGUCAGGUAAAAGCAGCUGUUAAGUAUGCCCUUAGUGUAGGCUACCGCCACAUUGAUUGUGCUGCUAUCUACGGCAAUGAGCCUGAGAUUGGGGAGGCCCUGAAGGAGGACGUGGGACCAGGCAAGGCGGUGCCUCGGGAGGAGCUGUUUGUGACAUCCAAACUGUGGAACACCAAGCACCACCCCGAGGAUGUGGAGCCUGCCCUCCGGAAGACUCUGGCUGACCUCCAGCUGGAGUAUCUGGACCUGUACCUGAUGCACUGGCCUUAUGCCUUUGAGCGGGGAGACAACCCCUUCCCGAAGAAUGCUGAUGGGACCAUAUGCUACGACUCCACCCACUAUAAGGAGACUUGGAAGGCUCUGGAGGCACUGGUGGCUAAGGGGCUGGUGCGGGCGCUGGGCCUGUCUAACUUCAACAGUCGGCAGAUCGAUGACAUACUCAGUGUGGCCUCCGUGCGUCCAGCUGUCUUGCAGGUGGAAUGCCACCCAUACUUGGCUCAGAACGAGCUAAUUGCCCACUGCCAAGCACGUGGCCUGGAGGUAACUGCUUAUAGCCCUUUGGGCUCCUCUGAUCGUGCAUGGCGUGAUCCUGAUGAGCCUGUCCUGCUGGAGGAACCAGUAGUCCUGGCAUUGGCUGAAAAGUAUGGCCGAUCUCCAGCUCAGAUCUUGCUCAGGUGGCAAGUCCAGCGGAAAGUGAUCUGCAUCCCCAAAAGUAUCACUCCUUCUCGAAUCCUUCAGAACAUCAAGGUGUUUGACUUCACCUUUAGCCCAGAAGAGAUGAAGCAGCUAAAUGCCCUGAACAAAAAUUGGCGAUAUAUUGUGCCUAUGCUUAUGGUGGAUGGGAAGAGAGUCCCAAGGGAUGCAGGGCAUCCUCUGUACCCCUUUAAUGACCCGUACUGAGAUUACAGCUUCUUGGCCUCCCUUCCACCUCUCCAGCUAAUGAAGUCCUGCCACAGUGGAAAGAGGGAGUUAAUAAAGCCAUUGGAGCACCCA